UAGACGGUGCAUAAAUAUUAAUUAGAGAAGAGGGUUGCUGAUGAGAAGAAGCCGAAAACUUGACGGGGCUGUGCAAAUUAGUGCGUCGUGUGAUGUUUGGUGGCGACAUGUACAUAUGACCAAAGUUUCGAUUGCCACGAUGUGCCUCGCAUGAGGCCUACAAAGGGCGGUAUCAUGCUGGUUUGAGUAUAAUGGCAUCUUCGGUCCGCGAGCAGGGUGCAGCUCGACUCAGCUGUGCAUCUAAACCAUGACCAUCCGAUCUAGGAUGUGUCCUAAGUUACGGUUUGGGAACGAUUCUGUAACAGUUGUGUUAAUAAGUGCAAUAUUACUUAUGUAAAUAAUCAUUUCUUUAUUCGCUAUCGUCACCAUGUUUCGAAGUAAAUCCAAGAAGCGGUCUCAGUCUCAGACCUCUUCAGCUGAGCAUAGUCCUGAGGACAGACCAAAUGACAAGAAAAGUUUAGAGAAGACAAACAACAAGAGUCCAAGCCAUGGAUCGGGCUCCAAGUUGUUCAGUGGCUCCCUGCCAAAGAAUCUCUUCUCGAGAUCCAGGAGAAGUUCCGGUGGAUCAAAAGAUGACAAAAAGUCACAAGGAAACCAAAGUGUUCAGUCUAAUAGUGCAAUCAAUCUUCCCAAUGAGACAAUGCAGUCCUUCACAGCCGGAUAUCCUAGUAUGAACCAUGGGUCAAACUACAGUAUGAUAGAUGGUAUAGGCAGUGCCAACACAUUGCCAUCACCAAACUCAUCCAAAAGUCCCUACAAUAGUCCUACAAACAGUAAUACAAAUAGUCUCAAUGUCCGAGCUUUGAAGGAUCGGUACGAAAGAGAUCACCAGCAUGGAUUAUUCAUGGGUGAACGUUCAUUGGAGCGGAAUUUAGAUAGGUUACAGCUUUCUGCACGAGGAGAUAUUGGUAUCAGUCCGGCAGGAAGUCCGAGAUCUUCGUUAGGUUUUUCUGCGAAUAACAAAUGUGAUAGAUCAGUAGAUAGAGAAUACCCACAUAUGGGUGCACGAUCGCUUGAACGUUCUGAACAACCCUUUGUAAGAUCAAGGUCUUCAGAAAGACCGGACUAUACAACCCAACUGUUCAAUUCUCAGGAAAUGAAACAUUAUCAUGACCAAGAUAUGAGAAGUUUUAGAGAUACCUUGAUAUUGGACUUUCAAGCCCAAAUAGCUGAUUUGAACAAAGAAUUUUCCAAAUUACAACAAGAGUUAGAUUCUACAAAGGAUAAACUAAGUUCAAGUAUGAAUAGUAUUAAAACAUUUUGGAGUCCUGAAUUGAAGAAGGAGCGAGCUUUACGGAAAGAAGAAAGUGCCAAAUAUUGCUUGUUGAAUGAACAACUGAAGGUAGCACAAGCAGAAUUCAAGAAACAGGCAUCAACCAUCAAGGACAUGGAGUCUAAGCUGUUUGGGUGUGAAGAUGUUGAUGUCAGUCGUCAAAUAUCACAACAGGAAAUUGAAAUUCUACAACGGGAAAAGGACAAACAAUCCAAAGAAAUAGUGAUCCUAAAAAAGACAGUGGAAGAAAUGGAGAUACGAAUAGAAACACAGAAGCAGACAUUAUCAGCGAGAGAUGAGAGUAUAAAAAAAUUGUUAGAAAUGUUACAAAGUAAAGGAUUGUCUAGUUCCGCUCAAAAGGUAGAAGCAGAGCGACAAGAAAUGGAAAAAUUACAAACGAAAGUCAUCGAAGGUGAAAGGAAGGUUCGACAACUACAGAAUUCACUUGGUCACCGAGAAAAAGAUCUUACAGAAACAAAGGAGGAGAACAACCGUCUUAGUGAUGAGUUGGAGCAGAUUAAGGUUCAGUUGAAACAGCAGCCUGCCAGCACACACACUAUGCAAGCCAUGCUGGAGGCCAAGGAUGGUAGGAUUUUAGCACUAGAGAGAGAGGUGCAGAGUCUGGAGGACAAACUAAUGCGGCUCCAGGAGGAGGGAACAGGGACAACAGAGAGCCAGAAGAAGGAUGGUAGUCUAAAAGAUUCACUAUCCAGCAAGGAAAAGUCACUGAAAAAUGAGAUUGAACACAUAAAGAAAGACUUGGCAAACAAGGACACAGAGAUAUUGGGACUAAAAUUAAAAGUGGAGGCAUCUAAGAGUCAGAACACAGAGCAGAUCCAGUAUGUGGAUCUACUCAAGGAUCAGAUUAGUGCCAAGGAAAAGCACGUCAGCAUGCUGCAGACAGAUAUUGAAGAUCUCCGAGACCGAUUGAAAGAUAAAGACUCCACCAUAGAUAGAAAGGCUAAGCAUUCCCACUCCUUGCAAACAGAGAAGAGAAAGAUUGAGGGCGAGAUUGGGGAAAUGAAAGACCAGAUUGAGAUCAAGGACAGGAAGAUCAGCGUGCUACAGCGAAAAAUUGAGGUGGCAGAGGAGUCUAUAGAUAACAAAGAUGAAGAGAUCCAACGUCUCAAAUCUGUAGCUGCAGCAGCCACCGUCGCCAUGGAUUCCUUCUCAUCUGACAGCGCCAUCUCCUCCAUGGAAGAGUCACUCAAUGAUAAAGACAGACAAAUAGAAAAAUUAAAGGAUCUACGUGAGAAGACGGACCUGGAGCACCAAGAAGAGUGUGAUAUGUACAUCAAAAGUAACCAGAAUCUGAAGUCACGACUGGACGAACUGCAGCUAGAACUUUCUAAUAAACAGACGGAACUUUUUGAACUGAGGGAACAGGCAACUGUUGACAGUGAGGAGAAAUUCCAGUUAGAAAACAAAGUGAGACAGCUUGAUCAUGAUUUACAAGCAAAGGAGGAUCGUCAACGAGAGCUCAACACACAGGUGGAAGAGCUCAAGAAAGGAGUUCCUGAAACGAAAAAUCUGGAUACCUUUGAGAGGCAAGUGACCGAGAUGACAUCCCAGUUAGAACAAGCUCGCAACGAGGUGAACAAGGCACAUGCAGAGGCAGAUCGUCUCCAGGGAAUCGUCAAGGAGGCCGAAUCAGAAAAGUCGGAUAAGGAUGCACAGAUCACUGAACUACAGGAUAUCAUCAAGGAGUACAAACAGAAGGUCGGCACACUGAAGAGGAACAAGCAGGCUGAGAAAAAGAAGAGUGCACAUCUAUUGGAGGAGGCACGCAAGCGGGAAGGAGACCUUAGUGAUGAUGCCACACAGCUACAGGACAGGUUGAUAUCUCAGUCAGACAGGAUAGAGGAAUUGGAGGAGGCAUUAAAGGAAAGCGUGAAGAUUACCGCCGAAAGGGAGAUGGCUAUGGUUGAGGUUCAGGCCCAGUUGGACGAGACAAAAGACAAGGUUUCAGAGGUAACAAUUGAACUAAACAGACAAAAGUCCCUUGAACAGUCAGAAAAACUGGUCCUACUGAACAAACAGCUGGAGGAGAAGGACCACAAACUCAAACGGCUGAUGUCUGAACGCCACAAACAUCUCGAGGAGGUUUAUGAAAUGAAACAAGAAGCCAUUCAAGCUGCCAUCAGUGAGAAAGAUGCAAAUAUCGCUCUGUUGGAAAUGACAAGUACAAAGAAGCAGCGAAAUAAUGAUGAAAUAGACAAGUUAAAUAGAGAAAAGGAAAAACUUCAGAAUCAACUGAAGGAAGUGACACAAAAUCGGAUGAAGUUAAUACAUCGACAGGAAAAGAAAGCCCAUCGGAGACGGGGCUCGACUCCAGACAAAUCGGAACCAUACAUGUCGAGAGGCUCCACCCCUGACAAAUCAGACCCAUAUGUGUUGACUGCUCCUGAGUCUCUGGACCCCGACGUCCUAGCUCCAUCUACCGCCACAGCUGAUGUUUCAUGAGUUAUCUCUCUUUGAUACAAUCUCCAGUUGUUUAUAUAUAGCAUAUAUAUAUAUAUAUCCUUUUAUGCAACCAAAUGAAUAUUCCUAUUACAUGUAUAAAAUACUAUACUUAGUCUUUGUGCCAAGAUGCUUAAGAUCUACCUGGAGUGUAUUUGCUCUUGCAUUUUACGAAUUUUACAAAAUGUAUCUCCAUUAUUGCUUUAAAACGUCUUUGUUUGUAUUUACAGUUAAUUAAAACUGUAUGUGAUGUAGGGCUCUCAGUGUAAUAGAUAAUUAGCCACAGUGCAAUUAGGUUACGAAAUAUUAUAAUGUACAGAAAAUAAUCCAUAUACGGUAUGCGUACCAUUUAACAUGUAUAUGCCAAUGUGAAGACUAUGUUUUUCAAGGUUGGUAACAAUCUUAUCCCAAAUAUUUGUUUCUUGUCAAAUGAUUGAGAUAGGCUUGCAUAUCUUGCUUUAUGUGAUUGAGUGUGGUUUGUCUAGGCUUUGUAGACAGCGAGCCUGAGCUGAGCUUGUGUCGACCCUACACAUAUGUUGUCUUGCCUUUUUCUGUCCGUCUGGAUGGUGUUCUGCAUAAAUUACGUGCAGUCAAACCUCUCUACAAAGGUCACCCCCAGGUAAAGAACAAACAUGGUCUUUAUACUCAGGUGGUCUUAUAGACAGGUUGUUUUAAGUAGGAAGGUUGUUAUACAUGUGGUCUUUCUAGACAGGUUUCACUGUAUGUGAUAUUACAUUUGUUACCCUUUUAAAUCUCUUAAUAAAACUUUUAGUUAACUUUUAUACUUGAAGACAUACCUUCAUGAAUAUUGCAUAUAUUUUAACUCUUCAUUUUAAAAUUUAUAUACUAUGCCUUUGUCUUUUUAUUUAAAUUACAUAUUUUGCAUAAUACAUUCUGUACCUGAAUGGAAGGUUUGGGUCUGCUAGAUCGUAAGAUUUACUGGGCAUAAAAUAUUGACAUGUGUCAGAUUUUUGGAUGGACAAUUCUUGUGGGGUUGAUAAAUCAUUUAAUCUUCAUCAUAAUAUAUACUGCUGACAGACCACCAUUCCUUCAUGAGAUAUUUUUUAUCUAAAAAGUUGAGCCUUUUCAGUUCAGACACCUGAAUUUCUUACAACAUUUCAGAACAGUAUUAAACCCACUGAUUAAUACAAUAUCUUAUUAAUCAUCAUCGUCAUUGAGCAUAUGGAAAUUAUUUUUCAAGAAAUAUUUAUCAUCGUCUGGAUUAAAAAGGUUCCUUUGAGUUUGUACAUUUGUGUCUGUUCUGUGACAUCUAAGUACAUCAGACAUUCAUUCGACACCUCAUAUGGAAACCUUUUUUUCAAAUUAUUCAAUGGUCUGAUAAACAAGAAGUUCAUGCAACAAAUCCUACCAUAAGUUAAAAUUUCAUCGGACACCUUAUCUGAAAUCACCAUUACUUGAAAUUCUUUAUGUCUGGAGCAUCAUGAGUUCCUGCAUCAUCAACAUGUUUCAUCAGACACCUGAUGGGGGAAACAGCUUUGCCAGAAAUACUGUAAAAAUGCCAAGAUUGUAAUUGAGUAUCUGCAUCGUCUACCACCAAUUCAGUCUUCAUCAGACAUCCAAAUUGUAACAAAUAUGAUACCAGUGAUUAUUAUAUAUAACAAUAUGCAACAGUAGCCUACAAUUCAGCACGUCCAUAUAUCAUAGCCUUGACAUAAUGUUGUUAUCACUUUAAGUAUUAAGAACCGACGUUUUAAAUAGUACAUACUUAUCUGCGUAUAUUGCAGUAGGUUUUCUCUUUAUUGACUGUAGAACAAUUUUUAGGUUGAAUUUAAUCUUUAAGAUAUUUAUUUUAAUUUUGUACAUGUCUUUAUAUCAGUUUUGCAUGCAUUAUUUUAUGUUAUUUUAUUAUUUGUAAGUUAAAGCUAUGUAUACAUGUACAGUGCCCCGAUCAAUAUUUGAACGAGGUGACAGUUAUAUGCAGCGUGUUGGUUCCUUAUAGUUUGAGACUUAGAUCAUUGAUUAGCACACCAGUUUAGUUUCAUAAAUUUUACAAGACAAGGUUACCAGACCUUAAGGAUUUUCCCAGAAAGCAUUGGUUCUCCGUUUGACACGAGUGCCAUAAACAAAACAGAACUAUUAUAUAUGUAGUGACCUUCAGAAAUGUACACCCCGACAUUUAAUGGUGUUCAGCAGCUUAUUAAAGGUGUUUUGUGUCUUUUUAAGUAAUUGUGAAGCUCCCUGUAUAUUGCUGUAUCCGUUUCAUCCCUAUGUAACUUAGUAGACAAUACAAUGCUUUGAUCUGGAUGAGUCCAUUUUGGUCAACAGUGGUGAAAGGGUUAAUGUUACAGGGCUGAAGUUAAAUCUUCAUUAAAAUUAAAUGCAGAAAAAUGAAACAAAAUAUUAUAAAAACCAAGUAGAAUUAGUAGAAUUAGAAAACAGGUUUGAAAAGUGAUUCAGACUGAGAGAAUUUGAGAUUGUGAUGACACUUACAUUUAUUUUUUGUCUGAAUUUAUUAUUAUUUAAAUCAUUACCUUUUCCAUAUUAAUGAUUACUAGUCGACAGUACCUGCUAAAGGUAAUCCCUUUAACCGUUUCACCCCUAUGAAACUUUAGUAGACUAUCCCAUCCACUGAUCUGGAUGAGUCCAUUACGGUCUACAGUGGUGAAAGGAUUAAAAGGGGAUGUUAACAGGUAACUACAGUGUACUUCAGUUUUACUGUACAACAUUGACUCAGAAUCCACAUUACGGAACGUAUUAUUACAUUAUACCACUGAAGCAGCUGACACAAAGUAUUUUUACUGCUUCAUAAAAGAUGUUUGUCCAAGUAUGAUGAUAUAUAGUGGCCUCCCUUGCGAGGUCAUAUCUGAACUUAGUCAUGUCAAUCAAAAAGAUUGCUUGUGGAAUAGUAACAAGCAUGCCAGUUUGUUGAAUAAAGUACAUGUACUGUAAACCACAAACUUUCCUUUAAAACUCAUUUUGCAAUUGUUUUUCAAGCACCUUCCUCAUCGUCAUGUCGUUUUAUGAUUAGAUCUACUGCAGCUAUAUAUGUCAGACUUUUAAUUGUGAUUGUAGAAAUAUACACAAUACCUGUAGAGUUGCAAUAUAAGCUCUAAAUGAUUUAUAGUAUAUUACGCUACCUUGAAAAUGACAUUUAACUCGUAUAGCUUGCCUCAAUGUGUAACUCUCGGUGUAUAAACAUGUAUUUGUACGUGUCGAUGUGUAUUCACUAUACAACAAGUGUUUUUAAUUAUGUAAUACACAUGAGUGUAAUAAUGUUAUCAGAAAACGGUUGUCAUCGUUGUCAUAACAGCGUAUUAUUUAUUGCUAAGUUCACUUGAAAUGUAAUGCCAUUGUGGAUCUACCUGGAUAUUAAUCCUGAACAAUACCUGUUUAAAAAGGAGACUUAAACUUGGCUUGUGAUCAUUAUACAAAUUAUCUCCCUUGUACAUACCGUUAUUUACUACUGUGACAAUGUUUUGAUCUGUCAUCUGAUAUUUGCGGUGUCAAUUUUUUGGCUAAGAUAUCAAUAGAAUUAGGAUAUAUGUAGAAUUUCUAUAUAAAUAGACUCCAGACAUGUAAAGAGUUGUGAAAUAUCAACAAAACUAUAUUAUUAUAUAAUUUACCAAGUAUUUAAAACACAAAGCCCUGGAACCAGGAACAAACUUUUACACCUAACUUAUAAUGUUUUCUUAUUUUACGCUUCUUUUCUACAAUUACAUAAAAUCAGAAUUGUAGAAAAGAACUGUUUGAUUUGCUUGAAUUUUGAUAUUUUGACUUAAGUGUAAUACUGGUUUAUAUUCCUCGGAUAAGGUGCAUAGGAAAUUGAUCUUGGAAAAAAAAAAAAAGUUUUGUAUUCAGUUUCCAAAAAAAAAGCCAGUAAGAGACCAUUCUUCUCCACAUUGCCAGUAAAACACUUACCAUUGCUUACAAAAAUGUAUGUGUCUCUUACAAAAAGCACAUAACUACAGUGCUAGACUAGAGGGGUAAUAUGGUGACAAGUUUUUCUGCAAAGGGAGAAGAGAAUGGAAUUUGGGGGGUAGGGUCGCUUAUUGUAUUAGCCAUUUGUGUGGUAUCACUCUACAUAAAGUGUUGAUCUAAAUAUCUAGUACACUGUCGCACUAACUCUACUUUGCUCCAUAACAAUCUCUGAUUGACUUUAGCAGUAUUUUGGUACUAAGGAACAGGUAACGUAAUUCUCAAAAACUAGGUUCUGGUUUUACCUACAUCUACCAAUAUCUUCUUGAUCUGAAGUAUUAUUAUAUGGAAUUAUUCUGACUAUCUCGAAAAUGUUAUCACAGUUCGUACAUGUCAUGUGUCCCAACAAUUUAAAAAUGAACAGAACAUCUGUGCACGAGAAAAAUCAGAUAAUGUUCUGUAAUAAUGAAUAGAAUCUAUAAUAUUUGUAUUUGCUAGGAAAGAAGAGAAUGUUCGUAUACAUUACCUAGUCCCAAUAUAUAAGUCUCAAGGUCAAAUGUAUGAAAAAGUUCAAAUUCUUUCAACAUGACUAGGAGGCAUAGAGUAAUGAUAUUUGUUUUACCAGAUUUUAGAUUUACGAGAUCUGUCAAACUACAUAGCUAGCUGUUCCAAUAGAUUACCUUGAUUCAUGAAAAGCAUGUGAUAGGAGAUAAAAUUAUUAUUACAUGUUUCAGUUGAAUUGUGCUAGUUCUACUCUCUUUCCAGUGUCACAUCCUUAUAUAUAGGAAAAUCUCAAGAAUCUACAUUGUAGUAUUUGUACUAAUUAAGCUCCCUACCUCAACUCGAAGUAUUAAUAUUUAAAUUUCUAUCUUCCAUGUUACAAAGCUUUUCUCAUUUGUGUUACAUUAACAAAUGCAGCAUGCAUGUAUCGGUACUAAAUAGAUGUAGAAAACGGCAUGUUCUUCCACCAAUCCUUUGUUUUAAGCUUUCAUUUUAUUCAUCUGGCUGAAGAAGCUGUGCCGAAAGUUUUAUGUCGAUUUUAAUGUACAAAAGGAUCUUUUAUGUUUGGACUACUUAGAUAGUUAGUACAUGUAUUCAAAUUUAGCGGCGGUAAAUACCACCAUGUCUGUGUUCCACCUCACAAGUAAGAAAUACAGCAUAGUGAAAGAGAAAUAGUUAUGGCAAGCUUGCCUAACAUUGGAUUCCAACUGCGGCACAUCUUUGAAACUACCUCAAUAUUCAACUGUGUAAAGUUACCACAGCCCUCAAGUAAACAUGUCCAGCUAAAUAGUACCCGAGCAGUAGUUAUAGAAUUUGGUGAUUUGUUUAACCCCUUCUACAAUGCUCGAAAUGAGCUUUUUUGAAAAUCUGCAGGAAUUUUAGAAAACAUUUCAUAUUAAUUUAGUGUAUAAUGAAUAUUAAGACUUAUUUGAUGGCACAAAUGCAUCUGAAUUUUUAAUUUAAUUGUGUUCAUUGAACUCGGCCAUUAAUAUGAAUGACAUCUAUCAUUGAUAUUCUUCAUCCGUAGUGUUAUGAUAUUAUAUUCAAACUCGCAUGGAAUCUAUCCAGUACCCUGCUUAAAAGCUAGCUGCAUUUUACAUAAAUAUUGUCUACAAUUUCAUAAAAACCAGUUCCAAUCUUUGGUUUUUGUUGUGUAAGCAUAUUCGUGUCUAGUGUUGAGGACAUUGUUAAUUAGCUGUAAGAAGCAGUGUUACAUUAAGUCUGUGACUGCAUUUGGUCCUACUCCCAGGUCUGUGUAGUUUUAUUGCUGACGUGUGUGUGCGGAAGUUAUUGUAUGAUUUGUAUGUCCAGGUUUGGAACCAAUAAAGCUGUUACUGUGCAACAAA
Molecule: messenger RNA, 9456 nt
Organism: Mizuhopecten yessoensis (Yesso scallop)
Lineage: Eukaryota; Metazoa; Mollusca; Bivalvia; Pectinida; Pectinidae
Product: ERC protein 2-like
Exons: 15
Coding region: 368-3736 (1122 amino acids)
Biological process (GO): regulation of synaptic plasticity; maintenance of presynaptic active zone structure; neuromuscular synaptic transmission
Cellular component (GO): cytoskeleton of presynaptic active zone
Molecular function (GO): structural constituent of presynaptic active zone
Source: RefSeq, a predicted model, not a curated record